CUGACCACUCUGCUCUCUCUGGCAGGUCAUGAUGAUGGGCAGCACCCGCGUGGCCGAGCUGCUGCUGCUCCACGGCGCCGAGCCCAACUGCGCCGACCCCGCCACCCUCACCCAACCCGUGCACGACGCCGCCCGGGAGGGCUUCUUGGACACGCUGGUGGCGCUGCACCGGGCCGGGGCGCGGCUGGAUGUGCGCGAUGCGUGGGGCCGCCUGCCCGUGGAUCUGGCUGAGGAGCGGGGCCACCGCGACGUCGCCCGGUAC
Tupaia belangeri chinensis (Chinese tree shrew) is the source of this 262-nucleotide messenger RNA. RefSeq names its product cyclin-dependent kinase 4 inhibitor B. The annotation marks the transcript as partial. The transcript has a single exon. Gene Ontology annotation, cellular component: nucleus; cytoplasm. Gene Ontology annotation, molecular function: cyclin-dependent protein serine/threonine kinase inhibitor activity; protein kinase binding. Gene Ontology annotation, biological process: regulation of cyclin-dependent protein serine/threonine kinase activity; negative regulation of cell population proliferation; regulation of G1/S transition of mitotic cell cycle. NCBI's taxonomy places the organism in Eukaryota, Metazoa, Chordata, Mammalia, Scandentia, Tupaiidae. The record is from RefSeq and is a predicted model, not a curated record.